Manihot esculenta (cassava) is the source of this 1188-nucleotide messenger RNA. RefSeq lists its product as uncharacterized. Gene Ontology annotation, cellular component: chloroplast thylakoid membrane. Gene Ontology annotation, biological process: thylakoid membrane organization. The record is from RefSeq and is a predicted model, not a curated record. Bases 253 to 888 code for a protein of 211 amino acids. Lineage: Eukaryota; Viridiplantae; Streptophyta; Magnoliopsida; Malpighiales; Euphorbiaceae. The transcript is spliced from 3 exons.
AGAAAACAAGCCCAGAGGAGCUCAAAUUCAAGAUCCAUUAAAGAUAUCGGGUCACACCCAAACCCGAAUAAGGCGGUAAUCGGAUAUAACCAAGCCCAUCUAACACCUGUGUCCCGAAUCCCGACUCCGGAGUGGAGUCCCAAGUACAGCUUCAGCCAUCAGAGGAACAGUUUCUUAAGCGAUAUAAUCGAUGUCGACACACACAACUCUAAUAGAGACAACCCAGUAAGACAAACAAAGUACGGUUCCACCAUGAGUAGGGUUUCAGUUUCCCCAUCUUUCAGCUUCUCUUCUCUUCAAUCCAAGAACCAUUCUACCAGUUUUACUCGUGGAUUUUGCUCAGUUAAUCCCAGACUCUCGUCUUUACCAGAUACGAAUCUCAAGAAACAAUUGGGUCUUCGAUUUUGGACUCCGACGAGAACCCCUCAUGGAAUCAGCGUUCGAUGCAAUAGCAGCACCAGACCCGGCGGACCUGGUUCCGGUGAUAAUGAGAGCAGGAAUGUUCUGGAUGCAUUUUUCGUUGGAAAGGCUCUAGCAGAAGCGCUUAGUGAGCGUAUUGAGUCUACAGUUGGGGAUUUUUUGAAUAUAGUGGGAAGGCUGCAAGCUGAGCAACAGAGGCAAAUACAGGACUUCCAGGUUGAUGUGUUGGAGAGGGCCAGAAGAGCCAAGGAAAAUGCAGCACGUGAGGCCAUAGAGGCACAAGGACUAGUUUCAAAUGCUACUAGAGUUGAUCCAAAAUCAGCUACAAAUGGCAUGAACUCAAAGACUUCAUCUUCAAGCAUUAAUAGUGUCACUCCUGCAAAUCCACCCUCACCAAAUUCAACUGUUGUCCCAACUGCUGAGAGGGGUCGAGAUCCUGCUGCAGAGGGCCCUGCUUCUGGGGGCUGAAUUUGCAUCUUCAUACCCUGCAUAUCCUAUACAUAAAUAUUAUGGCAUGUGAAAGUUGGAGGCUGUUACUUCAAUCUAAGCAAAAAGGUUGCUCGUUGGAUGAUAAUAUCUUAUUAAUUGUGAUGGCUUUCAGGUGGUCUACAAAAUAACAUACAAUAGGAGGUGAGAAAUGAAUACCUGGUGGAGUUGGUAUUUUGUUAUUUUGUCAAAUUUUCAAUGUUGACGAAUCGUUUCUGGAAAUAGACAUUUGACAAACUCAAGAUAUUCUUCAAAUUUAUGAAAUUUAUAUUCUAACGGCAA